AUGGCGGCGAAGGUGCGGUUCGGCCUCCUGGUGGCGAUGUUCAAUGCCAUGUCGGGCGACAAGAGUUCAGCGAAGAAGCGCAGCCGCCUGCGCGCGUUCCUCGACCGCGCCUACGUGCCCAGCGGCGGUAGGGAUGACUAUUUCAGCGCGCUCCGCCUCGUGCUCCCGGGGCUCGACCGCGAGCGCGGCACCUACGGGCUCAAGGAGGCGGCCCUCGCCGCCGUGCUUGUCGACGCCCUUGGCAUCGCCAAGGACUCUACCGACGCCGUCCGGCUCACCAACUGGCGCCGCGGCGGGGGUGGCCGCAACGCCGGCAACUUCGGGCUCGUGGCCGCUGAGGUCCUGCAACGGAGGCAAGGUCUAACUUCUGGUGGAUUGACGAUAAAGGAGGUUAACGAUGCACUUGAUCAUCUAGCUGCAACCGACAACAGGUCUGAGAAGGCCUCAAUACUUUCUAAUCUGAUCAAGAAAACCAAUGCCGUUGAAAUGAAGUGGCUUCUGAUGAUUAUUCUUAAAGAUUUGAAAUUGGGGAUAAGUGAGAAGAGCAUAUUUGAAGAAUUUCAUCCUGAUGCCCAAGACUUGUUCAAUGUCACCUGUGACUUGAAAUUCGUCUGUGAGAAGCUCAAUGACCGAAGCCAGAGGCAUAAACGGCAGGAUAUAGAAAUUGGGAAGGCUGUCAGGCCUCAGCUAGCUAUGAGAGUCCGUGAUGCUUCAGCUGCUUGGAAGAAGCUUCAUGGAAAACAAGUGGUUGCUGAGUGCAAAUUCGAUGGUGAUCGUAUUCAAAUCCACAAAAACGGGGAAGAGAUCCAUUUCUUCUCUAGGAGCUUUCUUGAUCACUCUGAAUACACACAUGGGAUGUCAAAGAUUAUUAAAGAAAAUAUCCUGGUUGACAGAUGUAUAUUGGAUGGAGAAAUGCUUGUCUGGGACACUGUACUUAACCGUUUUGCUGAAUUUGGUUCAAACCAGGAAAUAAAUGUUGCUUUUGACAUCCUUUAUGCUGGAGACACCAGUGUUAUCCACCAAAGUUUGACAGAGCGGCAUCAAAUUCUGCAGAAGGUUGUGAAACCUUUAAAGGGUCGUCUUGAGAUUUUGAUCCCAACAGGUGGUUUAAAUGUCCGUCGCCCUUCAGAUGAACCAUGCUGGUCAAUUAUUGUACAUAGUGUUGAAGAUGUUGAAAGAUUCUUCAAAGAGACUAUUGAGAACAGAGAUGAGGGCAUUAUACUGAAGGACCUUGAUUCCAAAUGGGAACCUGGUGACCGAAAUGGAAAGUGGCUUAAACUAAAGCCUGAUUAUAUACACGCGGGUGCUGAUCUGGAUGUUAUUAUUAUAGGGGGAUACUAUGGAUCUGGACGUCGAGGAGGAGAGGUUGCACAGGUUUUAGUUGGCCUUGCAGUCCCUUCAGAUGAUAAUAGUUAUCCCAAAAGGUUUCUUUCAUUUUGCCGUGUCGGUACUGGGCUCUCUGAUGAAGAGCGUGAUGCUCUUGUCACCAAACUGAAGCCUUAUUUCAGGAAAAAUGAGUACCCAAAAAAACCACCAAAAUUUUAUGAAGUUACAAAUAACUCAAAGGAGAGGCCAGAUGUUUGGAUCGAGAGCCUUGAUAAGUCAGUCAUAAUAUCUGUAACAAGUGACAUUCGUACAAUCAAGUCCGAGGUAUUUGCUGCUCCGUACUGUUUGAGGUUCCCCCGUAUUCAGAGAGUGAGAUAUGACAAGCCAUGGCAUGAGUGCCUUGAUGUGCAGGCAUUUGUGGACAUUGUGCAUUCAAGUAAUGGUACAACACAAAGGGUGGCAGAUGAUAACAGUCUGAAGAAUGAUGACACAAAACGCUCAAGAACAAACAAAAAAGUGGAGAAGAAGUGUGUCUCAGUCAUCCCUUCACAUCUCAUGAAGACUGAUGUAUCAGGUCUUAAGGGAGAAACCCUGAUAUUUGCCAACAUGAUUUUCUAUUUUGUCAACAUUCCAUCAUCUUAUAAUCUCGAAUAUUUUCAUAAACUGGUUGUGGAAAAUGGGGGAUCUUUCUCCAUGAAUCUGAAUGACUCUGUGUUAGAGGAGUCAAGGGCCUAUUGGGCCUUAGCCCAUUAGAGUUAAUUAGUCGCUUGCUUAGGGGCCAAGUCAGACCUCUCUAUAUAAUGAGAGGAGAUGUAUCAAUCUAAUCAAGCAAGAGAUUAGAAGGAAAUCCCUUCUCUCUUGCCGGCCGUGGGCGAAGCCCCGCGGCCGGCCUCCCCCAGUGCCCUUGCAGCCCUAGCCGCCGCCGCCGUGAACAGUACCCGCGGACACUGUAGCUCCACGGUACUGUACCACGCCCUCUCAUCUCCAUCCCAACUGGCCACAUAACACUCUGUUACGCACUGCAUAGCUGCGGAAAAGAAAGGUAUCAAAUAUCAGGCAGCUUUACGGCAGGGAAGGAUCAUUCACUAUGAGUGGAUAUUAGACUGUUGUAAGGAAAAACAUCUUCUUCAUUUGCAACCUAGGUAUAUACUAUUUCUUGCUGAUUUUGCCAGGCACAAAUUUCCUGAAGAGAUUGAUUCAUAUGCUGACUAUUACUACUGGGACAUUGAAAUUGCUGACCUCAAGCAGAUUUUCAGUAACAUCGACAAAGUUGCUGGUGAUUCAAACAUGGUUAAUCAGUACAAAAAGAAGCAUUGCAUAGACGAGAGAUUCUGUUUCUUCCAGGGUUGCUGUGUCUACUUGCAUAAUGCACCCUUAGUGAAUGCGGACUACAAUGUAAUAUCUGAUCUUGCGCUGAAGAGGGUGAAGCAGGAUCUAACAAUGCAUGGUGGUCAAGUCUGCAGCAGCAUUGCUCCAGCUACUCAUUUGGUUGUAGUUUCGGUUUUACAGGCCUAUAACUUCGAUAACCUGUACAAGAGCUUCCCUCCUGCUGAAAGACGUUAUCUACAUGACAAACAAUUACAUGUUGUCAGUAAUAAGUGGUUGGAAGAUUCAGUGGAGAAACAAAUGAAGCUCUCUGAAACUGCUUACAGCCUUAAACCAGAUACACUAGAAGAACUAGAUAUUGAAAGGAGUGAGGAAAAUGUUCAGCCUCCGGAUCAUAAGCUUGAGGAACACAAGGAGGUUGAAAGAUCUCAAGCCAAAAAUGUACCAAGGAAAAGGAGCAGGCCAACCAGUAGUUCAAGAACUGCAAGGGCUGCUCCUAGACCAGUCCGGCGAAUACGGCCUAGAAGAGGAAACCAGAAAGCAAAAAUAGGUGAUGAUGUUGAAUCUGAAGAAAGUGGCCCCAGUGAAUGUCAGGAUGAUCAAAAUUUGAACACAGAUGAUACCUCUAAGGUUGAAGAAGGGCAAGAUGAUCAGAAGUUGGACACAGAUUACAUCUCUAAGAUGGAAGUAGAUAACAGCGAUAAAGACUGUGGACCACCGCCAGGUGCUCAGCUUUUCACAUUGGGGGAGCAAGAGGUCAAAGGUGUCAAAUUGAACACCGUGGAGGAGAAACCAGACAGUCCUUUCCAAAGAACAACUGCUGCUGAAGCGAUGUGUAGUGCUCCUGGUGAGAAGAUAGAACAAAUGGUUGAUCCGUUGCACGCCAUGCUUCUGGAUAUGCUACCACUCCUGGGCAAGAAAGGGACAGAAGAUGCAAGUAGGGCACCCUUGACGAAAGUUGAGAAGGAUCCACCUGCGAUAGGAAGUUCCACAUCCAAUUCUGAGAUUCUGGUGCCACAUGCUGGAACAUCCGGGGUUCCAGCCUCAGACCCGAAUGCAGCUCCUCCUCCAAAGAAGAAAAAACCAAUGUUGUCCCUUUUGCUGUAUAUAUACGAGAAUGUGACCAGAGCCGAAGCCGAGAAACAGGAACCUCUCGGUUUGGCGGCCCCGGCGUCGUUGCACGGCUGA
Miscanthus lutarioriparius is the source of this 3840-nucleotide messenger RNA. The record is from the annotation of a GenBank genome assembly. NCBI's taxonomy places the organism in Eukaryota, Viridiplantae, Streptophyta, Magnoliopsida, Poales, Poaceae.